CUUUCCCUCUCUUUUUGCAUUUAUAUAAUUUUAUUUACAUAUAUAACAUACAUAUUUUUCUCGUGUAUAACUUCACAGACUUUAGGCCCACAGAUCCAAAUUCUGUAAAUUUCCUUCCUUUAUUUCAGGGGCCAUUUUUGGUGCUCAAACUCUGAUCCACCAAACUCAAUUUUCCUUCUCUUUUUUAUUUUUUAUAUUUAUUUUCUAUUUCUCUUUCUAUAUAUGAUUGACUGGUUGCUCCUUGUGUUAGCAAUAGGGAUCUGGGUCAUAUAGCGUCUGGAAUUUUGUCAACUGGAUGUUUUGAGGGCACAUACUGAAAUGUUGCAGCUGCUUAAAUCGGAUAAUCUUGAUUGAUUGUAAAUACAGAUUUGUAGUAAGAGCAGGGAUGGUAGAAUGCAGUGUCUGCCACUCACAUUUGUUGUCCCCAACUUCAAAAGCUGUGGUCAACGCAUAUGACUGGCGUAGAAAUGGUGUUUCUUCUAAAUCCCGAGUCCUUAACAUCCUUUUGGUAGUUGGUGACUGUUUCUUGGUUGGUUUACAGCCUAUUUUGGUUUAUAUGUGUAAAGUGGAUGGAAAAUUCAACUUUAGUCCUAUCAGUGUCAACUUUUUAACUGAAGCAACCAAAGUUGUUUUUGCUGUUGUAAUGCUACUGUUACAGGCUCGACAUAAGAAAGUUGGGGAGAAGUCACUUCUCUCAGUUUCUACAUUUGUACAGGCCGCUAAAAGCAAUGUACUCCUUGCUGUCCCAGCUUUCCUUUAUGCUGUUAAUAAUUAUUUAAAGUUCACCAUGCAGCUUUAUUUUAGUCCUGCAACUGUGAAGAUGCUGAGCAACCUGAAGGUUUUGGUCAUUGCUGUCUUAUUAAAAAUAAUCAUGAGGCGACGGUUUUCCAUUAUCCAGUGGGAGGCUCUUGCUCUUUUGCUCAUUGGAGUUAGUGUGAAUCAGCUGCAAUCUCUACCUCAGGGUACUACUGCUUUGGAUCUUCCACUUGCAGCAAUUGCAUACUUGUAUACUCUCAUAUUUAUUACUGUUCCAUCACUGGCAUCAGUCUUUAAUGAGUAUGCCUUGAAGAGUCAAUUUGAGACAAGCAUUUACCUUCAGAACUUAUUUUUAUAUGGUUACGGUGCCAUCUUCAACUUAUUAGCAAUUUUCGGAAUGGCUAUUUUCAAAGGUCCCAGUGGAUUGGACAUACUGCAAGGACAUUCAAAGGCUACCCUUCUUUUAGUUUGCAACAAUGCAGCCCAAGGGAUUCUAUCAUCAUUCUUUUUCAAAUAUGCAGAUACUAUUUUAAAAAAAUAUUCAUCAACCGUUGCCACAAUCUUUACGGGAAUAGGAUCUGCUUUGUUGUUUGGUCAUACACUAACAAUGAACUUUAUCAUAGGAAUCUCCAUUGUGUUUAUAUCCAUGCAUCAGUUCUUUUCACCUCUCUCAAAGAUUAAAGAUGAGCCACAGGAUGGCAGGUUGGAAAUGAUUGACAGUCUGAACAAUCAGAGGUCCAAGGAUGCAUCCUUUGUGAAUAUGGCAGCUGGGGCAAAUGAUGAUGCUAAUCACCAUGUUGGAUAUGAUGAGAAGGCACCACUUCUUCCGGUCUAAGGUUAGUUGGUAUAGUAGCGAACACAUUUCUUUUGUUGGACUCAUUAGAUAGUUUUCAAUAGAACUCCAUACUCAAGAGAAUGAAGCCAUGCAGACGAAUCUCCUUGCUUUCUUGAAGCAUUUUUCUUCACCUUCAGUAGUCAGCCAUCCAUCACCUACCUUGGCAUGGCAUCCAAUACCCAUGUUGAAAGUAUCUAGCAACUUCAGUUUCCGCGAUAGAAGAAGCUCAUAGUUUUCAUACCGAAUUUUUUUCACUCAUCUUUCAACUAGUAUAGGUAUAUGGUCUUUCUCCAGUCCAUUUUCACAGAUGUUUUUCUGUUAUGCUCUUUUUGUAGUUUGGGUACAACAACUGCCCUGGAGCAUAUCUUUAUAUCAGGAAAACAACUCCUAUACGAGUUUUUCUCUUAAGAUCUUAGUAUUUUAAUGAGAUGUAAAAUUUAAAAAAUAAUAAUUCCAAUAUCAUCUUCUCGGUUAGAAAUUUGUUUAUUUCUCGCAUUUUCAUUCUCCUAUUAUUCUUUUCUUGGUCUUUUUCCUAUUUGAAGGUUCAGAAUAUAUGAGAGACAUUGAUCAAAAGGUGUAAUGUUUGAUUUGAUAAACUUGUUGAAUAACCAUACAAGUUUUUAUUGUUUUUCCUUGAAUAUAAGUUCCAAUAUUUCUCUUUC
Molecule: messenger RNA, 2253 nt
Organism: Ziziphus jujuba (common jujube)
Lineage: Eukaryota; Viridiplantae; Streptophyta; Magnoliopsida; Rosales; Rhamnaceae
Product: CMP-sialic acid transporter 2
Exons: 16
Coding region: 386-1591 (401 amino acids)
Biological process (GO): pyrimidine nucleotide-sugar transmembrane transport
Cellular component (GO): Golgi membrane
Molecular function (GO): pyrimidine nucleotide-sugar transmembrane transporter activity
Source: RefSeq, a predicted model, not a curated record